Molecule: messenger RNA, 555 nt
Organism: Recurvomyces mirabilis
Lineage: Eukaryota; Fungi; Ascomycota; Dothideomycetes; Mycosphaerellales; Teratosphaeriaceae
Product: 1,2-dihydroxy-3-keto-5-methylthiopentene dioxygenase
Exons: 2
Coding region: 1-555 (184 amino acids)
Molecular function (GO): acireductone dioxygenase [iron(II)-requiring] activity
Source: RefSeq, a predicted model, not a curated record
AUGCGCGCCUACUACUACGACAACGUCCCUGGCGACCAACGCCUCCCCCACGACUCCGGCCGCACCAUUGCCCCGGCCGCCCUCUCCGACCUAGGCAUAAAACACCACCACUUCCCGGACGACCUGGACAGCGUCAACGCCAUCGCAAGGGAACGCUCCUACAAGAACCGCGACGAGAUUGAGAUCUCCCCCUCCACCCUCCCAAACUACGAAGAGAAAGUCAAGACCUUCUUCGAUGAACAUCUACACGAGGAUGAGGAGAUAAGGUACAUCCUUGCGGGAGGAGGGUACUUCGAUGUCAGGAAUAAGGGCGAUGAGUGGGUGAGGAUUCGAUUGGAGAGAGGCGAUCUCAUGAUCAUGCCUGCAGGGAUCUAUCAUCGCUUUACUACUGAUGAGCAGAAUUACACGAAAGCUAUGCGGCUCUUCAAGGAGGAUCCAAAGUGGACGCCUCUUAAGCGUGGUGGGGAAACAGACGGAAACCAUUUUAGGAAGGAGUAUUUGACGGGAAGGGAUGCGGCGCUGGACUCGAUCCCUGAUGCGCAGAGGAUGACUUGA